Molecule: messenger RNA, 873 nt
Organism: Aspergillus campestris IBT 28561
Lineage: Eukaryota; Fungi; Ascomycota; Eurotiomycetes; Eurotiales; Aspergillaceae
Product: BRCT domain protein
Exons: 5
Coding region: 1-873 (290 amino acids)
Source: RefSeq, a predicted model, not a curated record
AUGGGCAAAACAUUCGAAAAGAUCAACGCCUGCUCCGCCGGGAACUUCGGCAGCAACAGCAACAAGAUCCCCCAGUGGGUCAAAGCCAACGGAGGCCAGUACUCUAAGAGCGUCGUCGAGGGCGUCACCCAUCUCAUCACGACUGUCGAGGCAUACAAGAAGGAUGUCGAAGCCGUGCGAAUGGCCAAGCAACUCCAGACUGUCAAGAUCGUGUCGUACGACUGGUUGAGUGACUCGCUACUUUCGAAAACCCUGAAGCCCAAAGCGGAGAAGCAGUAUCUUCUGGAGAAUGUUGUGAAGAAGGAGAAGAAGGGCAAAUCGCAGGUCAAGAAGGGUGUGGCGAAGAAUCCCAAGAAGCCUAAGGGGAACGGUGCAGGGAAAGCUAAAGGUUCUGCUAAAGCCUCCUCUCGUUCUAUCAAAACCAAACCUGCCGCCUCCAACCCAGAGUACCAGAUCUACAUGGACAAAGAAAACCACACAACCCACAGCGCAACGCUCUACCGCCAGCAGCUCUCUAGAAACUCCAGAGAGAAGUUCCAGCUCAAGAUGUACGAAACCAAGAAAGAGCCACACACAUACACGACCUACACGAAGUACACUCGCACAGGCGUGUCUAAAUCCGAGCUCCUAGCCCCACUGGACAGCACUCUCGACAUUGCCCUAUCCGCGUUCAAAGCGUUCUUCAAAGACAAGACCGGUCUGGACUGGGAAGAGAGAGCGAGCACCACUCCUCUACUUCCUAAGGCGGAUGGCGAGGGAAACGCGCUGCCCCCUCAUGAGGGAUGGUUCCAUUAUGAUGAGCGUGUUGGGCUGCUGUCUAGUAUUCUGAAGAGAGAUCGAGAGGAUGCUUUUGACGCUAGCAAAUUCAAGUAG